UUGGAGACCGUGAAAAAUCAAAUGGGAAGAAUAUUUAAUGAGGGAGGGAGGGAGUAAAUUUUUUUAAGUAUUAAGCGUCUUAAAAAAACCUAAUCUGACCACUGCAUCUUCUUCCAGUGAUACUUUAGAUGGCAGGAAGGAAUCGCGUUCAUCGGGAAGGAUUCGACCGUCAUCGCAAUCACCUUGCAGAAGGGCGUCUUGUUCGUAGUCCUAUGCGCCGAUCCUUGCAUCCCCAUCCUGCCUUGUUAGAGGAAGAACUUGAAAUUCGACAUGUUGAAAUUCGCCGACUUUUAGGAGAAAACCUGAGACUGGGUGAAGAUCGCGUUACUCUACAACAGGAGUUGGGCGCUGCUAAGGAAGAUCUGCAUCGCAUGAAUCGUGCUAUUGCAGAUAUUCAUGCUGAACAUGAUCUCCGUUCCAGGGAAAUCAUAGAUAGGGGUCUAAAGUUGGAAGCUGAUCUUAGAGCCCUCGAACCCCUGAAAUACGAUGCCAAACAGCUUCGGACCGAAGUUCACAGGCUGAAUAGCAUAAAGAAGGAUCUCUGUGAGCAGGUGGAGACACUGACUAAAGAAAUUUCGAAACUGCAAGCUGAAAACCAACAGAUUCCACUUUUGAGGGUGGAAAUUGAUGGAUUACGUCAGGAGCUUUUUCAUGCUAGGUCUGCUCUUGAUUAUGAAAAGAAGGCAAAAGUUGAUUUGGUUGACGAGAGAAAGGGAAUGGAGAAAAACAUGGCAUCAAUGGCAAUGGAAGUGGAAAAGCUACGUUCUGAACUUGCAAGUUCGGAGGGCAGACCUUGGGCUGCAGGUGGAUCGUAUGCAAUGAAUUUCAGCACUCCUGAAAGCAAUUUCCAUGCACCUUAUGGUGAGGGAUAUGGAGGCCAUCUGGGCGCUUCCAACAAGGGUCAUUUGUAUGGUGCUGACUCUGCUUCAUGGGCAGGAACAGAAAAACCUAGAACAUCUCGCCGUUGAAAUGUUCACAUCCUUUAAUUUGCUGUCAUGUAUACAGGAACAAGAACUGUCUCAUGUCUUCAAUUUGUGUGCGUAGAGAAAUUUUAUGUUAACUUAUGUAGGAGCAUUGAUAGGGUAUAAUUCUCUCAUUUGCCUAAAACCAUAGUUUUAGCAGCAUACUCUUAUUUUAAACAUUUCCAUUCUCACCUUCAUUUCAGUACAUUUUAUGGUUAAAUUAACUCUAUUAUAUUGU
Messenger RNA from Cuscuta campestris, 1200 nucleotides. The record is from the annotation of a GenBank genome assembly. Lineage: Eukaryota; Viridiplantae; Streptophyta; Magnoliopsida; Solanales; Convolvulaceae.